Molecule: messenger RNA, 909 nt
Organism: Protomyces lactucae-debilis
Lineage: Eukaryota; Fungi; Ascomycota; Taphrinomycetes; Taphrinales; Protomycetaceae
Product: beta-lactamase-like protein
Exons: 1
Coding region: 1-909 (302 amino acids)
Biological process (GO): secondary metabolite biosynthetic process
Source: RefSeq, a predicted model, not a curated record
AUGAAUACGCUCCCAAAAGUACCAGACAUUGCACGGCUCUCGCCCAGAGUGAUUCGGAUCCUCGGUCAGAAUGGACCCUCCAAGUUCGUAUUGCAAGGGACCAACACCUACCUCAUUGGAACAGGUCCCGAACGCAUCUUGCUCGACACCGGAGACCAAUGCGACGCAUACCUGCCAUUCCUCGCCAAAGUGCUAGACGAAGAACGUUGCACCAUCACAAAAGUACUGCUCAGUCAUUGGCAUCAUGAUCACGUCGAGGGAUUACCCGGUGUUCGACAACUCCUCGCCCAAAGGGACGCAAAAGACUCGCAUGCGCUGCAAGUUUGGAAAUUCCCGCAUGAGGACGAUGAGGCAGAUUGGCAGGCGUUGAAGGAUAAUGACGAGAUACAAACAACAGGAGCAACACUACGCGCAUUGCACACGCCUGGCCAUGCCUCAGAUCACCUAUCCUUUUUGCUGCUUGAAGAAGGCGCCGUGUUUACGGCAGACAUGAUUCUGGGUGGCUCGACCAGUGUCUUUGAGGACUUAAGUGCAUACAUGGCAUCCUUGCGAAAACUCCAAGCUCUUGGCAAAGACUUGGUCGGUCGGCUGUAUCCGGGCCACGGCCUUGAGAUGGAAAACGGCUUGUCCGUUGUGCAAGAGUACAUUCAUCAUCGACAAGCAAGAGAAGAUGAAAUCGUCAAACUACUACGGCAUAGGGCUCAGUCACAGGGCCUACACAAGGCCAGUGCCAUGGAUCUCGUCAAAGUGAUUUAUAAAGAUGUCAAUCCUGACUUGUACCCGGCAGCAGCACAUGGUGUCGACUUGCAUCUGCAAAAACUACAGCAAGACGGACAGGUGGAAGGCCUCGCCGAGGAAGACGGGCAAGGCGAUGCCGUCUGGCGACUCAAGCCUAAUGCGCGCAUCUAG